This is a messenger RNA of Ricinus communis (castor bean), 1164 nucleotides long. RefSeq names its product glutathione S-transferase L3. Bases 181 to 909 code for a protein of 242 amino acids. NCBI's taxonomy places the organism in Eukaryota, Viridiplantae, Streptophyta, Magnoliopsida, Malpighiales, Euphorbiaceae. The record is from RefSeq and is a predicted model, not a curated record. Gene Ontology annotation, molecular function: glutathione transferase activity. The transcript is spliced from 10 exons.
GUGGGUUCAAUUGCAACAAAUAAUUGCUGCUGCUGCUCUUCUGUCAAUGCCUAGCCUAUGAUAUCGUCACUGCUCAGGUCAUUUCUUUUACUCAAACUUCCCUUAUAUAUACCUCUCCUCUGUUUCUGCAUUUAGACAUUUUUCAGUCCCGAAUCAAUCUCCUCUUUCACAACAUUACCGAUGGCUGCUGCUACUGCUUUGGAUAAGAGCGCACAAGAGAAUUUGCCUCCAAUUUUGGACGCUGCUGCAGAUCAACCUCCUCUUUUUGAUGGAACCAUCAGGCUGUAUACAGCUUACGCAUGUCCAUUUGCUCAGCGAGUAUGGAUCACCAGGAACUAUAAGGGAUUACAAGAUAGCAUCAAGCUAGUUCCCCUAAACCUUCAAAAUAGGCCUUCUUGGUAUCCUGAGAAAGUUUACUCUGUUAAUAAGGUGCCAGCUUUGGAACACAAUGGCAAAAUUAUAGGGGAGAGUCUUGAUCUGAUUAAAUAUGUAGAUAGCAACUUUGAAGGGCCUUCUCUAUUUCCUGAUGAUCCUGCCAAGAGAGAGUUUGCUGAAGAGUUAUUUUCUUACACCGAUACAUUCAGCAGAACUGUGUUCACUUCAUUUAAGGGAGAUGUAGCAAAAGAAGCUGGUCCUGCUUUUGAUUACCUGGAAAAUGCUCUUCAGAAAUUUGAUGAUGGCCCAUUCUUGCUUGGCCAAUUCAGUUUGGUGGAUAUAGCCUACAUACCGUUUGUUGAGAGAUUGGAAAUCUUUUUAUCAGAGGUAUUCAAGUAUGAUAUCACUGCAGGCAGACCUAAACUUGCAGCCUGGGUUGGGGAGGUGAACAAGAUUGGGGCAUAUAAACAGACAAAAACAGAUCCCAAAGAACUGGUUGAAUAUUAUAAGAAGCGAUUCUUUGCUCAGCAGUGAUGAUGCCAGGGGGUGGCUGUUACACAUGAUAUAAAGGAAGGAAGGUAUCUUGGGUGAAUAAGUUGUUAUGAAAUGUAACAAGUAAUACUCCUAGUAGCAGCUUUGGCCGAGGAGUAGUAGUAUAAUUUGUGAAGAGGGAGCACCAUGGCAGUGGCAGUGGCAGUGUGUUGCUCUCUCUCUCUCUAUAUUAUUGAUGAAUGUGUACGUCUCUUUUUUCCAUAAAUAAAGCCACUACUUGUAUGUUAUGUUGACAAA